GGUUAAAAAAUAAUUAUUCCACGAAUAAAUGUACAUACAAAUCAAUAACAAUCUUUACUGUUAACAUAAUAGUGUAUAGAGCAGCGAGGUAUCAUAAACAAAACCUACUAUAUCGAUAGAGUAAAGCCUUACGCAAUUACUCAUACCUGUGGUUGAUUGGAAAUCUCGUACAUACCAUAUGUAUGUCAUCGAAUAACCAGUCUCUUAUGCAGUCACGACGAACCUCGACGGUUGAAACCGGGCGCACCGAACAGUCGAUCUUGAGGUCUCGAGCUGCGCGCGCGCAACCACGUCCGAACUUUUAUAAAAUCUGUUGCAACAUUAUCGCAUCUCUCACUCGGUUGACAACAAUCCGCGACGACGGACGAUAGGUACCAACGAUGGCUAAAGAAGAUUUUUUGAAGGCCAUCCUCUAUUGUGUGAACAUUGUGUUCGGAGUGUUCGGUCUAGUGUCAGCUGCGACAGGGAUCUGGUUCUUUGUGCAGUUAGCUGAGUUUGUGAGGUUAAGGAACACCAACCAUUAUUUGCUGGACUAUAGAGUGUACUGGCCUCAGGUGGCGCCAUGGCUCUUCAUUCUAUUGGGCCUGUUCAUAAUAACAGUGGCCUUCUGUGGAUGGUGUGGUGCUAACAGGGAAAGCAGAGGACUCCUCGGACUUUACGGGAUUUUCUUAACCCUUAUCAUCGUCGGACAACUCAUCGCAGCUACUUUAAUUUUCGUAUUCGUCGACGGUGAAGACACAGACAGAUUCAUUAAGGAUACAGUUUACGAUGGUUACUACAAUUCCCAAUCGAACCCGGACGUUUUUAAAGCUUUUGGAUGGAUCGAAAGGAAACUCAAGUGCUGCGGUGCUAACGACGCGAGAGAUUACAGAAGUUGGAGAAAUGACCUGCCUUUGACCUGCUGUUUGGAUAGCUACUACAGAGCAACCUGCGAUUUCACAGAUAAGGAAGCCAAUGAGAGAUUAGGAUGUGCUAAAGUUGCAUCAGUGUACACUAAGAUUAUAAGUUCAUCAAUUGCCGGCGCAUCGUUGAUUAUUGCUAUUGUCGAAAUAACAGGCGUUAUUAUCGCGUGGAAACUGUUUCAUUCAAUGCGGGAAGUUGAACAUUAUAUAACAGAAAGAAAGGAGGGUGAGACGGAAUGUUAGGUGUUGAGUGAGUCAGUAUUAAAUUACCGCCGAAUAGUAUAUAUCUGUCGAUGUAAACGUCACAAUAUUCAAGUAGUUUCACGCCAUAUUUACGCUCCGAGACGAAACGAACUCCGAUUUGGUUCGAACUUUUCUUUCACUCGCCAGCGAAAGUUUUCCUGUACAUCUUUCACGGUGUUUUAUUGCAUUUGCUUUAUAUAGGGAAUAAAGUUCGUUUCCUUGCGGCAAAGGAAUACAGAAAUCUUUAUUUCGCACCAAUCUCAACUGUGUAUCUGAUUAGUUUAAGUUUAUUUUAUACAUUCCAUUGGAAUUGUCCGUCGUUCACUCGGAACUUGUUUAAUUACGUAAUGCAAUUUCUAUUUUAAUUCGUCAUUCUUUGGAGUCAGUUUCGGCCACGCCUUAGGUCAAAUGUUGAGGCAGAUUCGAGCGUAUGGGCUCAAUCAGUUGUUUCCUUCUUAAGUACAUGAUUCAUAAUAGGUACCUUCAUUGACUCAUGUAUAAUAAAACUCAAUUGUACCUAAGACUCCGUGGAUCUGACUGACCUCGCCCCCCCACCAAGUGUCACAUCGUGACACACAUUUAUAGUAAUUUAAGUAUCGUGUAGCUUCGACUGCAGAUUUUGUAAGACUAUGCUAAUGUGAGCUGUAUUAUAAUACAGCCAUGGAAGAGAUUUGUCAAUGGUAUGCCAGAAGGUCGUUUAUGAGACAAAAUUGACCUCAUUUCAGUGUGUUUUGUUUCUUGUUAGUGAGGUAGUACUAAUGAUAGUAUACUGUUUUGGAAGACUCGAUUGUGAAGUGAAGUCUUGACAUUUAAAAUCUGUUUAUUUUGACACGAAUGGUAUGUUAUUAUGUAAAAUUUUACGCAA
Messenger RNA from Achroia grisella, 2010 nucleotides. RefSeq names its product CD63 antigen-like. The transcript has a single exon. The record is from RefSeq and is a predicted model, not a curated record. Gene Ontology annotation, cellular component: membrane. NCBI's taxonomy places the organism in Eukaryota, Metazoa, Arthropoda, Insecta, Lepidoptera, Pyralidae. The coding region runs from base 381 to 1145 and encodes 254 amino acids.